Williopsis jadinii is the source of this 1257-nucleotide messenger RNA. It is a transcript of the gene RPN6, whose product is annotated as proteasome regulatory particle lid subunit RPN6. Gene Ontology annotation, molecular function: protein binding; structural molecule activity. Gene Ontology annotation, cellular component: proteasome regulatory particle, lid subcomplex. Gene Ontology annotation, biological process: ubiquitin-dependent protein catabolic process. NCBI's taxonomy places the organism in Eukaryota, Fungi, Ascomycota, Saccharomycetes, Phaffomycetales, Wickerhamomycetaceae. The record is from RefSeq and is a predicted model, not a curated record. The transcript has a single exon. Bases 1 to 1257 code for a protein of 418 amino acids.
AUGACCACACCAACGUUGAACGAUGCCAGAGAGGCCGCAUCUCAGGGUAACCUGGUGAAGGCUGAAGAACUGUACCAUGAAAUCAUCAACUCCAAGCCGUCAACACACGAUUUCUCCAACCAGGAGACGGCGAUCUACGAGCUCGGUGCGCUGUUACAGAAGGAGAACGACACUGUCAAGUUGGGUGCACUCGUGCCAGAGGCCAGAAACGUUAUUGCGACAUUGGCAAAGUCCAAGGCAGCAAAAGUGAUUCGUUACUUGAUUGACCUCUAUGACAAGAUUCCUAAUUCCACAGAUGCACAGAUUGACUCCUUGAAGGAAUCAAUUGAAUGGUCUACAAAGGAGAAGAGAACGUUUUUGAAGCAAUCAUUGCAUAUUAGAUUGGCAACGGUGUACUUUGAGAAGAAACAGGCUUAUCAGAGCGCAUUGGCGAUCAUAAAUAACUUGCUCAGAGAGUUCAAGAAGCUUGACGACAAGUCGUCGCUGGUUGAGGUACAGUUGCUCGAGGCCAAGGUGUACCAUUCUUUGAGAAAUAUGGCAAAGGCCAAGGCUGCAUUGACCUCGGCAAGAACAUCGGCCAAUGCAAUCUACUGUCCAACGGCUACUCAAGCCGAGUUGGAUAGUAUGAGUGGUAUCCUUCACGCUGAAGAUAAGGACUAUAAAACUGCAUUCUCGUACUUUUACGAAACUUUUGAGGCCUACAACACCCAGGGAGAUGAAAAGAAUGCAGUUAGGGCUCUAAAAUACAUGCUCCUGAGUAAAAUCAUGUUGAACUUGAUUGAUGAUGUUAAAAAGAUCCUGUCCUCAAAGUACGCUUCAAAGUACAACUCCAAGGAAAUCGAUGCGAUGAAGGCGAUCUCCCAGGCAUACGCUAAUAGAUCCUUGAAGGAAUUUGAAGAGGCUCUAAACCUGUAUGGAAAGGAACUCUCGUCUGACCCAAUCAUCAAAUCCCAUUUCAACGCACUUUAUGAUACACUAUUGGAGCAGAACUUGGUCAAAGUCAUUGAACCCUUCUCCGUGGUUGAGAUUCAGCACAUUGCAAUGAUUGUUGGACUUGAUGUGAAACAAGUCGAGGGAAAAUUGAGUCAAAUGAUCUUGGAUAAAGUGUUCUUUGGUGUAUUAGACCAGGGCAAUGGCUGGUUGCACAUCUACGAUGAACCUCAAAGAGAUCCAACUUAUGAUUCAUCAUUGGAAUUGGUUAAGCAUAUGUCCGACGUUGUUGAAUUACUCUACGAGAAGGCUGCUACUUUGAACUAG